Molecule: messenger RNA, 703 nt
Organism: Leptidea sinapis
Lineage: Eukaryota; Metazoa; Arthropoda; Insecta; Lepidoptera; Pieridae
Gene: hui
Exons: 4
Coding region: 107-556 (149 amino acids)
Source: RefSeq, a predicted model, not a curated record
AAGAAGACACUAAAUACAUAUAAAAUCGUAGAGACUGGUUGUGUGGGCCAGUUCUAUCACGACUUUGGUGGAGAGUAGACGUGGUCUAGCGGACUGACCCAGCAUCAUGCAGCGCGUCACAUUAUUUCUAUUCGCGGUCUUGGUGACCGUGGCUCUGGCAGGGGGUCAGUACUACGUGCCGCGCUCGUAUUACACGAUCGACGCCGACGGACACCAAUCAGCUCCGAUUCCUCUGCGCAGACUGCGGCGCUCCUUCAACCCUCACCCGUACCCUUACCAAUCUGAGGCCAACGCAAAUGCAAAUGCUGAAGCUAAUUCAUGGGGUGGCAACGCUCGGGCUAACGCCAAUGCAAACGCAAAUGCCGGAGGUGGCGGUAGCUGGUCACGACCUGGCGGGCCAUACGGAGCUGUACACCCCACAGUCCUCAGCUCAGGUCAAACUCGAAGACAAACGGGACCAAUUUACGGAGCCAGAGGUAUUAGCGCAGGUUCCUCCGUGGGUAUCGACUCUACUGGUCAGGGAUAUUACGACCAAUACACAUCGGUUACUGAUUAAAGAAUAAAGGUUUUAUGCAAUGCGGUACCUACUAAAAUUUAUACAUUGGCCAAUUCUCUAUUUUCACCCUUAAAGCUCCAUUGUAUUUUAACGACGCUAAUAAUUAUAAAAACAUUAACAUACUUAUAAGUGAUAUUGUAGUAAGAU